CUAUGGGAAUCCUUACUGAUUGGAGAUGUGCGGGAAUUUUGUACCUGGUGAGGUUGUUCUUGCUGUUGUAUUUUAGGCCUCCAUUUGGUUAGUGAGGCUGGGCUCUUUUGGCAACUAUGCUAGACUUCACAGUUUUGUUAUGUAACAUCCGAUUCAUAGGCCAUGGCCAUGCAAUUCUAGAAAUGAUAUUCUUGUUAUGUAACAUCCAUUCAUAUGCCAUGGCCAUGCAAUUCUAGAAAUGAUAUUUACAUUUUUAAUGUUACUUGACAUGCUCUCAAUUUGUGUCAUAGUGUGUUAUGAGAAUUGUUGAUGGUAUCUAAAGAAAAAAGGAUAUGAAAAUUCUAGAUAAAAUCUAACAUUUUAUGAUAAUGUGCACACUGAAACAGUUUUUAUUGGCUGCUAAUUUCAUAUUUUGAAGCUGGAAGAAUUAUGUAGCUUUGUUUGAAUUAAAUUGGCUCUCUUUCACUUCUCCAUUUUGUGUUAUGAAUAUAAUUUCUGAGAGUUUUAUUAGGAGCCUUGGGGAAACUCUGAUCCAUUCUUCCCAUAGCUACAUAAUUUUCGUGUGUGUGUUUUCCUUACAAUGUCAUGCUGACAGUUCUUGUGUCUCAAAUGAUUUAUUUUUCCAUGAUGAACAGAUGUUUAGGUUAUAAAAUAAAGAUUGUUUCACAUGUUUGUCAACUUUAGAUUUUCAUAUUUUGUAAUGGUGUUUGCUUGGUCUAUUUGCAGUAGUGUAUACCAAGAUUGUUGCUUAUGUUCUUAAUUGGAUUAUAGAUCAUGGAUAUUUUAGUGUUUACUUGAAAAUUACUUUUUGCUUCUCAUUGCUGAAACUUGCAUUCAUUAAACAUUGAGGAUUUUGCAUUGGCUAUUCUGCAUUUGUUUGAUCUUAUUUGUGUCAAAAUGGAAUGUCUGUGCAGCCUCCUUUUUUCCAUUUGUGUCAUUGGCAUAAGCUACUGCGGCCAUAUAUAUAAGACUAUCCAGAUUGAGUCAUAGCUCUCUUCCUUCUUUUUUUUUUGAUACUGGCCUUUUUUCCUUAUUUAACAUAUGCAAUCUGUGCUCAUUGUUACCGUUUUAACAGGAAAUGUACAAUGGACAGAGUUUGAUUGAACAGACUCUUUUGCAGAUAGUUAGGAGUUUUCUGUUCGUGCAGUUUUCUUCUUUUCUUACUUUACAGGGUAUAGUCUAUACUGUUACUACUGUUUUGAGAUAAUCACUGUGAUUCAGCAUAGUUAAGUUUUUUUGCAGAUGAAAAUCAGGUGUGCAGAAGAAUCAUUGGCAUGUCAAUGAAUACCUGUUGCGAUACUAAUGAUCAAUUAAAUUUUGGGUGGGGGUUGUUGAAACUUAUAAAUCAUUUCUUUCUGAAGGAUUCUUUUGGAGUAUGAAAAUGGUUACUUUGAUCAUGUGGCAGCAAACUUUUUGUCCUCUCCUAACCUGAGACUACAGCCAAAGAGCUCCUGCACUACAGCAUACAUAAUGUGGUCAGGCACUCAGAACUCAGAGGUCGAAUAUGGUAACAGCAGAGGAUAAGGACAUGGAGAGGAGCAGGGUCCUCGUCAUUGGUGGCACGGGCCACAUUGGCAAGCAUAUCGUUGCUGCAAGUCUCUGCCUCGGCCACCCAACUGCUAUCCUCUUCAAGGAAUUUGCACCAUCUAACCAAGUUAAGGUGCAGCUCCUCAACGGUUGGCUUAAUUCCGGUGCUUGUCUCCUCAAGGCCAUCAAGUGUGCAGAUUUUGUCAACUUGGCAGUGGGGCUGUGUCAGGUUGCCUAGCAAACCAGGAUCAUUGCUGCAAUCAAGGAGGCAGGCAAUGUCAAGAGGUUUGUGCCAUCUGAGUUCAGCUCAAAUGUGGACUGGCUCCACACGGUGGAUCCAGCGGCGUCACUGUACACUGUGAAAGCCAACCUCCGGUAGUUAAUUGAGGCGGAGGAGAUACCACACACCAGUGUCAGCUUCAACAGCUUCGCAGAGACCAAGUCCCAAGCAUCGAUGAUGUCACGGCCAUCGGUACUGGCCCUCCGGCCAGCAAGAUCACCAUCCUAGGAGAUGGCCAUGCCAAAGCUGUGUUUGUGGUGGAAGAUGGCAUCGCCGCCUAUACAAUGAGGGCGGUUGAUGAUGAGAGGACCCUGAACAAGAUACUGUACAUGAGGCCGCCCAUGAACGUGGUGUCCCACAACGAGCUCAUUUCGGUGUGGGAGAAGAAGGCAGGCAGGACUUGCAGAGGUGCACCUCCCAGAGGAGGAAAUUCUGAAGUGGAUCAAAGAUGGAUGCCACCAGCGCCUAUAGGGUCAACAUGAAACUUGCGACAGACUGUCUACUUUUGCAUCAAAAGGGCCUUCAGCCCCAGAACACAUGUUGAAGCACGCGCAUAUUGAUAAGUGGACGACCGCUGGUCAUGCGCUACAGCUCUACAUCCAUGCAAACCUAUGGUUGGAGGCACUAUGCAUGGGCAACACAUAUCCCCCUGGAAUUGCAAACCGAGGCAGAAAAACCGGAGGAGGAUCACAAUAGGCACGCUGCCAGAGAGCUUCGAGAUGCCAGGUUACCUGUCAUCAGCAGCCACAGCGCGGUGCAAAAGUGGCUGUGGUACGCGAGGACAAGCCAUGCACAGAUGGAAAGAAUGAAACUCCAAUGGCUAGUGGAAACGGACAUCACCAGAAAAGCAGGGAGCGGCGAGAGGCUUCUCCUAGAUGUGGCUUCGUUACACACGUCUCCUGCCUAUUUAAGCCGUUGCAGUAUCCGACUAAUUGCACCGUAAUAACUCGGCUUGCAUCCAUCUUGGUGCUCACUCCGAUUUGAGAUUGGCGGAUCAAGAAGUAUCUGCACAUAAACAAGGAGCCAUGGGAGAUCAGCACCAGCAACAAGAGCCACAGGUGAUGCAUGUCGGCGGCGGCGGCCUUGAGAUGCCUCCAGGGUUCCGCUUCAACCCUAGUGAUGAGGAGAUCAUCACCUUCUACCUCACACCCAAAGUGCAGCAAAGGAGCUUCACCUGCGCUGCCAUGGGGGAGGUUGACCUUAAUAGGACAGAGCCAUGGGAACUGCCUGGCAAGGCGAAUAUAGGAGAGGAGUGGUACUUCUGCCAGAGGGACCAUAAGUACCAAAAGGGGUUGAGGAUGAAUCGGGCAACAAAGGACGGCUACUGGAAGGCUACAGGCAAGGAUAAGGAGAUCUACAGGGCCACAACAGGAGUAGUAUUGCCAGAGCUCAUUGGUAUGAAGAAGACGCUCGUCUUCUACACAGGAAGGGCUCCUAGGGGCAAAAAGACAAGCUGGAUCAUGAACGAGUAUAGGCUCGAAGGCGAUGAUAGGCUCCCCUACCCUGCAGCCAACUCAAUCUCCACCGCCACCAUGAAAUCUUCUUCUGCUUCUAAGGAAGAGUGGGUGGUCUGUCGUGUGUUCCACAAGAUCGCAGGGAUAAAGAAGGCACCUACCUCGCCACCCUACAACAAUACCAUGGACAAUAUUGGGAUUGAUGAGAGUAGCAUCCACAUGCCCCUGCCACUGGAAUUUCCCAUGCUACCAGAGUUCACCAUGGAUCAGAGUAGCACCCACAUGCCCCUGUCACCAGAAUUUCCCAUGCUACCAAACUUCACCAUGGACCCAGCGGGGAUUUACAACUCCACCACCGACCUAAGCUCUUUGUCGGUGGCGGAUGUGAUUCCUCCUAGUAUUGCAGGCAUGGGCAUCGACACACCUCAGAUGAACGGUGCCUUGCUUGGGAACUCAAUGGUCAUUGCGCCACAGAUGCCCUUCCACCACCAGACUAACAUAGGAACAGUAGAUGCCAGCGGCUUCAUGGCUGCACCGCAGGGCAUGCCAUCGUUGAUGGUGUCACAGGACACGGGGAUGAGUCUUGAUCAAACCAAUGCCGUUGAGAUAUCAUCCAUGGUAUCUAUAGUCCCAGAAUCAACGACCACCAUGGAUAUGGAUUUCUUAUGGAGGUACUAAAGAGGUGAGCUGAGAUGCAAAGAGAACAUGUCACAUAUAUGAAUGUAACCAGGUGGCAAGAGAGCUUAAAUGAAUGAGUGGAAGGAUAUUUAUAGCCUCAGCUCUCAAAACUAGUCAUUGAAAAAGGUCCGACAAAUUUUACAUGCCUGGGUGCUUUGGUGCCCUGAAAUUUGCACCAUCGAAGCUCCGUAUCAGUGUAGUAACUGAAACUUUUAACUAGCUGUAUGAAUUUUGUUCAGUGAUAGUAUUGCAGUGCACAGACCGGAGUUUCCUCUGGACUAAA
Molecule: messenger RNA, 4222 nt
Organism: Panicum virgatum (switchgrass)
Lineage: Eukaryota; Viridiplantae; Streptophyta; Magnoliopsida; Poales; Poaceae
Product: NAC domain-containing protein 79-like
Exons: 8
Coding region: 2833-3939 (368 amino acids)
Biological process (GO): regulation of DNA-templated transcription
Molecular function (GO): DNA binding
Source: RefSeq, a predicted model, not a curated record